Molecule: messenger RNA, 3219 nt
Organism: Aspergillus melleus
Lineage: Eukaryota; Fungi; Ascomycota; Eurotiomycetes; Eurotiales; Aspergillaceae
Product: histidine kinase osmosensor
Exons: 1
Coding region: 1-3219 (1072 amino acids)
Biological process (GO): cellular hyperosmotic response; phosphorelay signal transduction system; phosphorylation
Cellular component (GO): membrane
Molecular function (GO): phosphorelay sensor kinase activity
Source: RefSeq, a predicted model, not a curated record
AUGCUUGGAGGGCUUUUACAUUCCCAACAGGCCAAGGCCAUGGAGUGCCAUUGGCAGGAUAAGGCCAACCUGCUGGAGGAGCUGCGGAAGCACCAGCGAGUGAAUAAAGCAUUCCAACAAGCAUUACAGGAGAUUGGGAGGAUCAUUACGCAGGUUGCCAAUGGGGAUCUCUCCACGAAGGUUCAGAUUCGCCCAGUUGAGAUGGAUCCAGACAUCACCACUUUCAAGGUCACUAUCAACGAUAUGAUAAAUCAGUUGAGAGUAUUCGCAAGUGAGGUGUCAAGAGUUGCCCGGGAGGUGGGUACUGAAGGAAUUCUUGGCGGUCAGGCCCAGAUAGCAGGCGUUCACGGUGUCUGGGAGGAGCUUACCGAUAAUGUCAACGUAAUGGCAUUAAAUAUCACAGGCCAAGUACGGGAGAUUGCAGCGGUCAUGACUGGGGUUGCUCACGGGGAGUUAAGCCAGAAGAUCGAAAGACCGGCGAAAGGUGAGGUCCUUCAGCUGCAACAGACCAUAAACACCAUGGUGGAUCAGCUUCGCACGUUUGCCACGGAGGUGACCCGUGUCGCUCGUGAUGUUGGAAUCGAAGGCGUCCUUGGCGGACAGGCCCAGAUUUAUGGCAUCCGGGGAAUGUGGAACGAGUUGACAGUCAAUGUCAAUGCGAUGGCCAACAACCUGACCACUCAAGUACGCGAUAUCGCGACAGUCACCCGGGCUGUCGCAAACGGAGACCUCACGCAAAAGGUCCAAGCUGACUGCCGGGGGGAACUCCUUGCCUUGAAGGAUAUCAUCAACUCGAUGGUGGACCAACUCCGGCAAUUUGCCCAGGAGGUCACGAAGAUAGCGAAGGAGGUCGGAACUGAUGGGGUGCUUGGGGGCCAGGCCACGGUAAACGACGUCCAGGGCGUUUGGAGGGACCUCACCGAGAACGUUAACCGAAUGGCGAUGAAUCUGACUACCCAGGUUCGGGAAAUUGCGGAAGUCACCACCGCCGUGGCUAUCGGUGAUCUCACAAAAAAAGUCACUGCUAAUGUAAACGGUGAGAUUGCGGACCUUAAGAACACGAUUAAUGGGAUGGUAGACAGGUUAAACCAAUUCGCCUUUGAAGUCAGCAAGGUGGCGCGAGAGGUAGGAGUAGACGGAACGCUCGGUGGCCAGGCUGUUGUGAUCAACGUCGAGGGAAGAUGGAAGGAUCUGACUAACAAUGUCAACACUAUGGCCCAUAAUUUAACGCUGCAAGUGCGUUCGAUAUCCGAUGUGACCCAGGCAAUCGCCAGGGGCGAUCUGAGCAAGAAGAUUGAGGUUCAUGCUCGUGGAGAGAUCCUGACAUUAAAGGAAACCAUCAAUCAUAUGGUUCAGCAAUUGGAUCGAUUUGCACAGGAACUCAAGCGGGUUGCACGGGAUGUUGGAGUAGAGGGCCGAAUGGGCGGACAGGCCAAUGCAGACGGAAUGUGUGGCCGGUGGAGAGAGAUCGCCGAGGGGGUCAAUAUCAUGGCUGACAACCUCACGGCUCAGGUCCGUGCUUUUGGAGAGAUCAGCAAUGCAGCUACCGAUGGCGACUUUAGCAAAUUGAUCACGGUUAGCGCGUCGGGAGAGAUGGACGAGCUGAAACAGAAAAUCAACAAGAUGGUCUCCAGCCUCCGUGAUAGUUUGCAGCGAAACAAAGCGGCCAAGGAAGCAGCCGAACUUGCGAAUAAUAGCAAGUCAGAAUUCCUUGCGAACAUGAGUCACGAGAUUCGGACGCCCAUGAAUGGCAUUAUCGGCAUGACUCAGCUGGCGCUGGGCAUGGAUGACCUCGAUCCCUGUACGAGGGAGACGCUCAGUGUGGUUCAUAACCUCGGAAAUAGUCUGCUGGCAAUAAUUGAUGAUGUUCUCGAUCUUUCCAAGAUUGAAGCAAAUCACUUGGUGAUUGAGAGGAUCCCUUUUAGCCUUGGAAGCACUCUUUUUAACGCUCUCAAAACCCUUGCAGUGGAGGCCAAUGAAAAGGCCUUAGAUCUUACAUACCGGGUGGACAACUCCGUGCUUGACUAUGUUAUCAGUGACUCCUUCCGUCUCCACCAGAUCAUCCUCAACCUUGUCGGGAACGCCAUAAAAUUUACUGAACACGGUUGCAUUGAACUUUCAGCUCGAAAAACGGCUUCUAAUAAUUCCGACCCUUCAGAGCACAUGCUUGAGUUUCUGAUCUCUGACACUGGUAUUGGAAUCGACGACAGCAAGUUAGAUCUGAUUUUUGAUAAAUUUCAACAGGCCGAUGGCUCGAUGACCAGACGAUUUGGAGGAACAGGCCUUGGCUUGUCCAUCUCAAAGAAACUGGCUAAUCUUAUGGGCGGGGAUAUCUGGGUGUCGUCGGCAGUCGGCGUGGGAAGCACCUUUCACUUAACAUUUGCAGUUAAGUCAGCAGGUCCCUCCUCUGAUGCCAUCUGUAAGCGAAUUAUGCCCUAUAGGGACCAUCAGAUCCUUCUUGUUGCUGGAGGCGACGAUGGCCACGCGGCUACCAUCUGCCAAAUGUUAGUGGCUCUCGGUCUAAAGCCAGUCGUCGCAGAUCCAGCGAACCAGCAACCAGCAUGGUGGGCGGCCAGCCAACCUCACAACAAUACAUCCUCGCCGUAUGAUGUCUUGCUUGUGGAGUCAACGGAACGUGUACGCGAACUGAGAGCACUUGAGAUAUUUCGAUUUGCCCCGGUUGUUCUGAUCGGCCCCGCCAUAGUGGUGAGCAUGAAGACGGCGUUCGAUUUAGGUAUCACCUCAUAUGUGACAAUACCGUGCUGUAUGAACGACCUCGCAAAUGGUAUUAUACCUGCCCUCGAGAGCCGGCCCACUCGCGUCAGCACAGGAUCUAUCCAGCCCUUGGCUAUCCUGUUAGCCGAAGACAAUGAGGUAAACCAGAGGGUAGCCGUCAGGUUCCUUGAGAAGUGUCAGCACGACAUCACCGUGGUUGAUAAUGGCUUAGAAGCUCUGGAACAGGUUCGACGACGGAAAUAUGACGUGAUACUAAUGGACAUCCAGAUGCCAAUUAUGGGUGGCUUUGAAUCGACGACCCAGAUUCGCAGACAUGAACACCUGCAUGGUCACCCGCGCACUCCAAUUAUCGCUCUGACAGCCCAUGCUAUGUUUGGUGAUCGAGACAGAUGCAUCGCCGUCGGUAUGGAUGAUUACCUAUCAAAGCCUCUCAAUCAAAGCCAGAUGAUCCAGAUGAUUGCCAAGUGGGCUUCCGCCCUUUAA